AUGUUCCUGCAAAUCCGCAUGCGGAAGGAGGACACGCAUGCACAACGUUUCCUUUGGCGAGAAAAUCCCACUGAUGACGUGGAGGUCUAUCUGGUUGACGUCGUUACGUUUGGGUCAGCAUGCUCUCCGGCCACCGCACAAUACGUCAAGAACCGUAACGCAAAAGAGCACGCUGAAAUGUAUCCUUGGGCUGAGAGUGGAAUUGUCUCCAGCACAUACGUGGACGACUAUCUCGACAGCUUUGGUACAGUGGAGGAGGCGGCCCGAGUUGCUAAAGAUGUCCACAGAAUUUUCCAAAAUGGAGGGUUCGUACUGCGUAACUGGUUAUCAAAUGACGGAAAUGUGCUGGAGCAACUUGGUCUUGACAACACCUUCUUGAAUGCUAAAAGCUUGACGUCGGCCACGGACGAAGGAGAGCGCGUGUUGGGGUUACGGUGGAACCCGAAAUCAGAUGAACUGACAUUCUACACCCAGACGUGCAAGGAAAUGGCAAAGAUCUUCGACGCAGAACACACGUCCACUAAAAGAGAGGUGCUGAAAUGCGUGAUGUCGCUCUUCGAUCCCUUAGGGCUGCUGGCACAUUAUACUAUCCACGGUAGGAUAUUGAUUCAGGAUCUUUGGCGUGCAGGCACUGCAUGGGACGAAACUAUCGACCAGAGACAGAUUCGUGAUUGGCGCCGAUGGGUGGACUUGUUUCCAAUAGUAGCGCAAAUCAGGAUUCCGAGAUGCUAUUUCCCGGGAGCGCUGGAAGAGAUGUACGACCAGGCGGAGAUGCACCUCUUUGUGGACGCUAGUCAGUUGGCUUAUCGGUGUGUGGUGUAUCUGAGGGUCAUCGACGCCGGCGGGGAGCCGCAUUGUACAUUGGUAUGCGGCAAGUCCAAAGUAGCUCCUCUGAAACCGCUGACUAUCCCGAAGAUGGAGCUGCAGGCCUGCCUAUUGGGGGUGCGAAUGCUGAGAACAAUGGAAAGUCAUCACCCAUUUCGCACCAAGAGAAGGGUUCUUUGGACGGACAGUAUGGUGGCACUGUCAUGGAUACACGCGGAUCCGAGGAACUACAGACCGUUCGUUGCCAAUCGAGUGGCGGAGAUUCGCGAGAAGUCGGAUCUCACCGAAUGGCGAUGGGUGCCUACUCACGAGAAUCCAGCGGACGAGACGACGAAAUGGAAGGGGCAGACUAAACUCGGCUGGGACAGCAUCUGGUUCCAGGGUCCAACGUUUUUGCUACUGGAUGAAUCAUCGUGGCCGAUGAAAAAACCGGUUUCCACUACUCCAGAGGAGGAAAUACGGCGGGUUUAUCUUCAUCUGGAGAAAGUGAAUCAUGAUCUUCUACCCCUCGAUGCGGAGCGCUUCAGCCGUCUGGAGAGAAUGCUUUGA
Anopheles funestus (African malaria mosquito) is the source of this 1374-nucleotide messenger RNA. RefSeq lists its product as uncharacterized. The transcript has a single exon. The coding region runs from base 1 to 1374 and encodes 457 amino acids. The record is from RefSeq and is a predicted model, not a curated record. Gene Ontology annotation, molecular function: nucleic acid binding. NCBI's taxonomy places the organism in Eukaryota, Metazoa, Arthropoda, Insecta, Diptera, Culicidae.